AUGAUAGCGAAUAGUUGCCGAAUGGGUCACAAAGGAAGCGAGGGCGCAGAACGCCAGGUGACGAGGAAAGGGAGCAGGAUCGAGGAGAGUAUCGAAAGCGCGGUACAAAUGUGCACGUGUAAGAAAGUCGGGAUUAAAAAUUCGAGUCUUUGUUGGAUAGAAACCAAAUCAAAUGUGUCAUUAAACACGGAAGAUUCAACAGAUACUAAUUUUGAAGAUGCAGAAGAAUCAAUUGACAUUAGUAUUGAAGAUUGGGAACAAAAUAGACAGCAAAAACGCAAUAGGAAAGGCAAGAAUAAAAAGGGAGACAAUUCUACAGCAAUUAAUAGAAUUGCUGAUGCUUUUUGCCAAAGAAAUAUGCAGCCACCGAUUGCUUUACCUGCUCCUCCACAAGACGAUGAUGUGGACGCAAUUGUGUCUGUAGUUGAGAGACGAUUAAGGAAACUUCCACCACAAGUGUUAGAUGAUGCAGCACAAAGAAUUUUUCAAUUUACUUACGAUCUCGUAAAAGAUUUAUCAAAUACUCAGUAAUUAUUACUUAAAGUU
Molecule: messenger RNA, 546 nt
Organism: Solenopsis invicta (red fire ant)
Lineage: Eukaryota; Metazoa; Arthropoda; Insecta; Hymenoptera; Formicidae
Exons: 3
Coding region: 1-531 (176 amino acids)
Source: RefSeq, a predicted model, not a curated record